UAGUACACUCUGCGAAAACAGUGAAAUAAGUAGUGAUUGGAACAUCUUUUUAAAUAAAGUAUUCAAUCAAUCAUGUAACAAUGAAAGCCUACUGGACAUGCCUUAUUUUUCUUUCUUUAGGAAGAGCUGGCUACCAAUGGACACCUGUCAAACCUGUUUACUUUUUCUUCUACUAGGAAACGUUUGGUUAUUAAACGCUCUUAAAUGUGGAAAUAUGUAUCUGAUUGGUGUUGAAAAAUGCCCAACUGAAACAAACUCAAAUCAAGAGUCUCAGAAUCACACAAAGGACUCUAAAAUUAAGGGAAAACUGUCUCCUGACAACGCACAAGGAUCUCCUGACAACGCACAAGAGUCCUAUGACAACUCACAAGGGUCUCCUGACAACGAAGGCGAGAAAUAUGGCAAUGUGCAAAUUUCGGAUGAAGGAGGAGAUAAGAAUAGAAUAGCUAUCAUAUGUACAUGUACAACUGUUGUAAUUGUUCUUUUAGGGACAGGAAGUGUUGUUGCAUAUCGAAAAAGACAUAUUUGCCUGCUAGGUGGGAGGUUAAAAUGCCAAAGGUGUCUGCCACUGGAAGAAAACACUGAAACUCAUGAUAUGAAUGAAUCUCAAGUACCUUGUAUGGCUAAUACGAUACAAGUAUGAUUCAUUUCAGGGGACAGAAGGCUUCAGAAAGUUCGCAAUGUGUAUCUAGUUAUAGAACUAAUUCCAUGGAGAUUUAAAUUAUUGAAUUGCAUGCUGUUUUAACCGUCAGUAUCUAAGGAAGCAUGAAACUAAAUCUGCAGCUUAAAAAACUUCAAAAUUUCUAUCAGCAGAAAAAACAAGCAGGACCUUUUCAACUUUUUAGCCAUGUUUAUAGAGUUUAUUUCGCAGUAUUUCCCCUAACAAAACAAACUACCGUUACCUGGUUGCUAUUGUUUAUUGUGGUAAAUCAAAGUGUCAAAGUUAUAACUAUAUUAAAUCAAAGUUUUCAU
Molecule: messenger RNA, 972 nt
Organism: Saccostrea cuccullata (small rock oyster)
Lineage: Eukaryota; Metazoa; Mollusca; Bivalvia; Ostreida; Ostreidae
Exons: 4
Coding region: 98-643 (181 amino acids)
Source: RefSeq, a predicted model, not a curated record